AUGGCUGUGGUCAAAAUCCUGUGCUGCUUGCUGCUCAUAUGUCAGCUGAGUGAGGGGAGGAAAAUCAAGGGAAACCGAACAGGUGUAGUGGACACAGACCAGAGGGGCAUCCUGAGACCUAAAGUGCCGUACAUCGGCAAUUCAGUCUUCAGGCUGUACUCAGAGGAAGGGUCCAUGGAGGACACGUGUACGGUGAACCCCCUCCAGCCACACACUCUCACCUCCUGCGGCUUCAACAGCAGUAAUCCCCUCAUCGUCAUCACCCACGGGUGGUCGGUGGAUGGUAUGAUGGAGGGCUGGGUGCUCAGGCUGGCCAAGGUUCUGAAGACUAGUCUAGGACAUGCGAACGUGGUGAUCACCGACUGGCUCACCCUGGCCCACCAACACUAUCCCAUAGCAGCACAAAACACCCGCACUGUCGGACAGGACAUAGCCUACCUGCUGCAAACACUUCAGGAGAAUUUCCAGUUUCCAGCCAAAAAGGUUCAUUUGAUAGGCUACAGCCUUGGUGCUCACAUCUCUGGAUUUGCUGGAAGCUCUCUGGGAGGUUCGGAGAAGAUUGGAAGAAUUACUGGUCUAGAUCCGGCGGGGCCCCUGUUUGAGGGCAUGUCGUCCACAGAUAGACUGUCUCCUGAUGAUGCUGAGUUUGUGGAUGCCAUCCAUACCUUCACUCACGAACGCAUGGGCCUAAGUGUGGGGAUCAAGCAAGCUGUGGCGCACUAUGACUUUUAUCCCAACGGGGGAGCUUUCCAACCUGGAUGUGACUUUCAGAGCCUUUAUCAACACAUAACCGAGUACGGGCUCAUGGGUUUUGAGCAGACGGUGAAAUGUGCUCAUGAGCGAUCGGUCCACCUGUUUAUUGACUCCCUCCUGAAUAAAGACAAGCAGAGCAUGGCCUACAGGUGCAGUGACAACAGUGCUUUUGACAAAGGCGUCUGCCUGGACUGUCGCAAGAACCGCUGCAACACCCUGGGCUAUGACAUCAAGAGGGUCCGCAGCGGCCGCAGCAAGAAGCUGUUCCUCAAAACCCGCUCUCAGAUGCCCUACAAACUCUACCAUUACCAGUUCAGGAUACAGUUUGUGAACCACAUCGAGGGGCUUGAGCCAUCCCUUACCAUCGCUCUGACUGGGACAAAGGGGGAGAGUGGGGACCUCCCCAUCAGCUUCAUUGAGGAGAUUUCGAGCAAUAAGACCUACACCUUCCUGAUCACCCUGGACCGGGACAUUGGGGAGCUGAUGCUGCUCAGAUUCCACUGGGAGGGGCUGGCGCUGUGGACCAACAUGUGGAACCGGGUGCAGACCAUCAUUCCCUGGAGCAGCGCGGGCAACAAACCACUGCUCACAGUGGGCAAGAUCAGCGUCAAAGCGGGCGAAACACAAGAGAGGACGACCUUUUGCGCCAAGACCAACGACGGACAGCACGUUCAAGUGUCUCAAGAGGUGGUGUUUGUGCGCUGCAGGGACGACAGCCCCAGACAGCGCAGAAGAAAGCACACCUAAUGGACUGUGACAGCCU
Molecule: messenger RNA, 1516 nt
Organism: Myripristis murdjan (pinecone soldierfish)
Lineage: Eukaryota; Metazoa; Chordata; Actinopteri; Holocentriformes; Holocentridae
Gene: lipca
Product: lipase, hepatic a
Exons: 9
Coding region: 1-1500 (499 amino acids)
Biological process (GO): lipid catabolic process
Molecular function (GO): lipoprotein lipase activity; apolipoprotein binding
Source: RefSeq, a predicted model, not a curated record